AUGCUAACCCAUUGUUUGUUUCAUAACAAACUAAAAACCCGUUUAGAGAAGAAUCUUUUGAGGGUCUCAGCAAGUCUUUUGCUGAGAGUUCCUCAAGUAGAUAUUGUUUUACGUUUGGAUGAUGCUUUUAUGCCCUCACCAGAACCUUUACCAACGACUGGAAAAUACUCUCUCGGGCCAGAUAUGAUAUUUGGGUGGAAGCCGUCAAACAUAGAAGAAAUUGAAAAAUUUAAAUGGAACUAGCGAAGAAAACUUAAAAAGCUGCCAGAAUCAAGUUUUGAAGAAUAAGAAGAAAAGAAAAAAGAGCCUGAGUAGCCUAAAAUAAGUUUAAGACAGCAAAGAAAAGAAAGAGAGCUCAAUUUGAAAAAUCUAGAAAAACAAGUUGAGCUACUAAAAUAGGUGAGGAAAUAAAAGAAGAAACCCCCAAAGAAAUCUAAAAUACAGAUACCAUUUAUAAAAGUAGAAGAUGAUUUCGCUAGAAAUAGAAGGGGAAACCUCAAUGAUUCCCAGUUAACUGUAAAUAAAAGUUUAUUGGGGAGCUAGAGUAAACUCAAAACUCCAUCAAAGAGUCCAAGUAGAGGAUUUUUCAGAGAAGGCUCUCGAAGCAGAUUCAGGAAAAAGAAGGAUGAUCAAGUGGACUUUGUAAAACCAGAGGAUUUGGUGGUUCAAAAUCAGGAUGAUAUUUUAAUGGUUAAUCAGAGUAUGAUCAGAGAUGAGUAUAUUGAUUUUGUCGACGAUCUUCUGGAUGACUUAGAGGAUUUAUAGGAAGUAGAUUUAAUGUAUCAGAGUCUGUACAAUAACAGUUUCAAGGACAUUUUCUCUAAGGUUUAGUUCGAUCCUGUUGUGAUUAUAAGAAACGAUCCUAAUUUACGUCCUAAAUCUGGAUGGUUCUUCUUCUCAGUUAAGAACCUUCCUCACAAUCAGCCAGUCAAGUUUAAAAUCAUAAAUAUAAAAGAGAAGUUACAAUCAAUCAAAUAAAGAGAGGGUAUUUGGUCUUAUUCUGUUAGGAAUAAUUUGAAUCAUGCCUAAGAAUGGAUGAAUAACAGAUGCUAUGAUAUAAAAAUAACUAAAAACAGAUAUUUCACUUAAUGCAUGUGGUCCUAUACUGCCAAUCAAAUAAAUGAUCAUACUUUCUUUGCGCUAUAUUAGCCUUACACAUACUCAAAUCUCCUAACAUUCAUCAAUAGCAAAAAGAUAGAUCCUGAAGAAAGAGGUUUUCAUUACUAAAAAUAAGUACUAUGCUAAUGUCCGGGAGGAUUGCAAGUUCCUAUAAUAACAAUAGAGGAUGUGAAAGUAAGAGAAAGGAGGCUAGGUUUAGUUCCAAGAACCAAAGAUGACUAAAAGAUUAAAGUUAUAUUAUUAAUAGGUAGGCAAACCCCUGCAGACCCAUUUUCCAGUCGCAUGAUGGAGGGUUUUAUAAACUUUAUAGUUGGCGACACAGAAAUAGCAAAGAGAUUAAGACAUAGGUUUAUUUUCAAGAUUGUGCCAAUGGUUUGUGUUGACGGAGUAGUCUUAGGGAAUACUAUUACUUCUAUUUUAGGUGUUGAUAUGCCUAACAAUUGGAGAGAGCCAGAUCUUGUGAAAAAUCCGGUGGCUAUAGAAUUGAAGAGACAUAUGAAAAAUUUGGAAAUACAAUUUUAGUGCUAAGUAUUUGCGUUUUUUGACAUAAAAACAGCAUUUUCUUAAUCAUAAACCUUUUUCGAAACACUUGAAUAUGGAAAUGAGGAUGCUUUUGAUAGAUUUUUAAAAAUAAGUAAUGUACUUCUCGGUGUCAUUACAAUCCAAACUGUCUUCAUAGAUAAAAAUAAGACUAAUUUUGACUAAGUUAAAAAGAUCAAAUAGGAAAAGAAAGAAUAUGAAUCUUUCCUAGAGUUGACUAAGAGGUUGAAUAUCCCGAUAAAUAAUCAAUUUAUUGAGCUUCAAAAAAGGCAAUUGUUGAUGGCUGAAGAUGUCAGUGAAGAGGGAUUAACGGGAGAAAUAUUAAAGUACAUUAAGAAAACUUUCGAGGAUCUAGCUAAUUAUGCCCUCACUUACAAUAAAAUUGGCAAAGAAACUGAUGAGGCAGAUUAUGAUCCAGAUGGAGAUCAUGACAGCCCUCAUUCACUAAGUAAUCUAAUGAAAAAAAAGCCAAGAUUUUCAAGAUUAGAUUUGACUUACUAGCAGUAAAUGUAUAGAGGAAAAGAUUUUAGGAUAGACUUAUUUGCUAAGAAAAGACCUAGUCAAGACUCCAGAUUAAAACCAAAUACUAUGCUAAAUAUUUCUGACGAAUAAAGGAGAGCUUGGCAGUCAAAGAAUGCUUCUCAUAUUCUAAUAAGUAAAGAGGGCUCAAAGUCUAAGUUUACCUCUCAUGAUUACAAGGAGAUUCUCAAUAAGACUCAAAAUGCGGAAGCUUUUAAAUUUUCAUAUUUCAAAUUGACAGAUAUAGCUAAGAAAUCUAUGACUCCUUUUGUAAAGUCGCCAAAAGACAAGGCUAAUAGAUACAAUAUCCUUUUGAGAUCUAGCUAUAUGAAUGAUUUCUUUUUCUCAAGAAUUGAGGAAAAUGAGCUUUAUGAAAAGAAUUUCAAACAAUAAUAAGAAAGAACCAAAAGCAUAAAUAACUUGAUUAAUAGACUUCCAGCUGUGAUAGACAAGACACCUAAACAUUACAGGCAUUUAAGCUAGUCUUAACAGGGAACUAACUGA
Molecule: messenger RNA, 2682 nt
Organism: Stylonychia lemnae
Lineage: Eukaryota; Ciliophora; Spirotrichea; Sporadotrichida; Oxytrichidae
Source: the annotation of a GenBank genome assembly